GUGUAAUGUUGCCAUGGAGCGAUCCUGAUCCAUCAGCGGGAGUUACGCUUAUAUAGCUACUGUCUAUGGAGUUACGCAUAUAUGUCAAUGGAGUUACGGUAGUCAGUCAUGUCAAUGUAGUCAGUUAGCUCGAUUGACAUAUAUAUAAGGUUAGCUCUGGGUUACAGGAAAAGAUGACAGAAUACGUUGAUUGAUGAUUGAUACAGAAGAGGCAUCAAGAAUGGAAGAUACCGAGAAAACAAAGCUUGAGGAGUUGCUGAUGUGCCCAGUGUGCCAGGACAUCUUUAAGGAUCCUCGGCAGCUGCCCUGUGGACACAGCAUGUGUAUGGGCUGUCUGGAAAACAUGAUGGAUCACUCCUCAGACAUUCCCUUCCGUUGCCCAGACUGUAGAGCACACUUUGGACCGAUCAUUGGGUUGCAGAAGGGCUACGCGCUGGCCAACAUCGUGGAGGACUUCAGGGUGAACAGGAGGAGAAGGGAAGAGCAGACAAAAAGUGUGUACUGCGACUGCUGCCUGGAGAACAAAACUCUGGCAAUGAAAACAUGUCUAAAGUGUGAGGUGUCGCUGUGCAAAGAGCACAUCAAGGACCACCUGGAGCUGCCGGUGUACACGGGACACCCCUUGGUCAGGCCUCUGAGUGACCUCCUGGAGAGGAAAUGCCCAGAGCACAAGGACGAGGUGCUGAGAUACUACUGCAACGCGUCCAGGCGCUACAUCUGCAACGUGUGCGCCCUGGAGAGCAAGCAGCACAACCUGGCCACUGAGGCCUCCUCUGUCCUGCGGAGACAGCUGACUGAGUACAUGGAUCAACGCUUCAACAUGCUCAAGGAGCAAUCCAGUGAGUCUGUAAAAAAACUGCAAGAAGACAUUCAACGUGAGAAACAGAAAGUGAACCCUGCCGACUCCUCCCUCAACAGUGUCACAGUGGUGCUGCUCUGUUUGUGGUUCAUUGUUCUGUAUUACGCCUACAACUACUCUGUGGAAAACCAGAUGCUAACAGAAGCGCUGGACAAGCAGCAGAACCGCGUGCAUCACAUUUAUUCCACCAUCGCAGAACUCUUGGUUCAUCAUCCAAUGAAGAGCCACAUACCUCCAGAGACCGAAGAUCAAGGAUUUCUCAUGUUGGAUCUGAACACAGCCAGUCCUUUCCUUGGGGUCUCCGCUGACCUCCAAACAGCAGAGAGAAUGAAAACCAAGCUGGACUAUCCCAACAGUAAUAGCCCCGCAGGUCCUCUGCCCGGUGCUUCUCCGCUGGUAACCACGUCUGGGAGGUGGAGGCUGAGGGAUACUGGAACAUCGCCGUGUCAUACAAGAGCAUCCAAUGUAAGAGCAAGGACUGCUAUGGACGCAGUUCUGAUCAUAGAUUUUGUAGAACCAUUUUUUUAAUCAAUAAAAUCAUUUUUAAAUCAA
Messenger RNA from Perca fluviatilis (European perch), 1411 nucleotides. RefSeq names its product E3 ubiquitin/ISG15 ligase TRIM25-like. Bases 194 to 1387 code for a protein of 397 amino acids. The record is from RefSeq and is a predicted model, not a curated record. The transcript has 8 exons. Gene Ontology annotation, molecular function: zinc ion binding. Lineage: Eukaryota; Metazoa; Chordata; Actinopteri; Perciformes; Percidae.